GAAGCGAACGGAGUGUCGCUCGUAACCAGCUGUAAGUAACAGUGAAAGCGAGGAGAGACUCGGGAUGUAAACAGAGGCGAAAGCGCUUAGAGGCCGAAGCGUGGCCGCGCCGAGUAGUGGCAGGAGUCACUUCUCACGUAAAAGCACAAUCGCACGACUUUUUGCCCAGUCGUCGGUGCCGCGUCGCACCACUCGAGAACCGUCGAUUGAGCGCGAUGGACAAGCGUAUGUGCUGGUUAGCGCUCUGCUGGCUACUCGGCGGCUGCCUCGACAACAAAGACGACAAGAGCAUCGCGGACGGCCACCUUUGGCUCAGGCCGCACAGCUACGUCACCCGCUGGGACAAGGUCAACGUCGACGAGAUACUCGCCAGUAAGAGGCUGCUCCAGCACUACUUCAACUGCCUCGUAUCCAAGGGUCCUUGUCCACCCGAUGGGCGGGAGCUCAGACGCGCUCUUCCUGAAGCUUUGGAGGAUGCGUGCGCAAAGUGUACCAAGAGCCAAAGGGAAGGUGCUAUAAAGGUCAUACGUUACUUAAGAGAGUUUGAACCGGAAAAAUUUGAAAUUCUUGCAAGCAAAUAUGAUCCACAUGGUGUUUAUAGGAAAAAAUAUUUGGAACCACCACCAGAGGAAACGAAUAGCUUGAGUGAUCAUCCUAGCGAUAAUCGACUAAAGGAUCUUGUUAAAAGACAGAGCCGUCGACCUUGACUUGUUCUCUAUACGUUUAGAUAUUAUUUUGAUAAAUAGCAUCAUUGUUCCUAGCUUCAACUUUGAGAUUCAUUUACAGUUUGUUUUGUAAUUGUCUUAUUUCUACUCUACUAUGAUAAUUAUUUAUUUUACACUAACUCUUAAUGCGUAUUUAUGAUAUGAUAUGGCAUGUAAAUUAAUCAAAGCAGAAUAACAUUAUUCUUUGUGUUAAUAAUGCGUGAAUUAAUAAACCGUUGAUUUUUUAAAAUUAUUA
Ceratosolen solmsi marchali is the source of this 960-nucleotide messenger RNA. Its product is annotated as ejaculatory bulb-specific protein 3-like. Bases 216 to 707 code for a protein of 163 amino acids. The transcript has 3 exons. The record is from RefSeq and is a predicted model, not a curated record. NCBI's taxonomy places the organism in Eukaryota, Metazoa, Arthropoda, Insecta, Hymenoptera, Agaonidae.